AUGAGGCUUACAUAGGUCAAUUUCAUUACUUCAACAUGCUCCCAUAAUUUGCCACCGAAGACCAUUGGCUAGAAACAAGGGUCCAAGAGCCCAUAGUAAUGAGAACCAAAAGAGACCAUCCACAACUUUUGACCAAAACUGUGGCGCCCACCGGCCCAGUUUUGGGUCCGACUCCCCGCACCGCCUUAAAAGCCCCACCCCUCCACCCAAUUGCGACCGCGCACCACCAAAAAAAUAAAAACUCCUUUUUCUUCGUUCUCUCGCUCUCUCUGAAAUCUUCGAGAAAUCGUCGAUCAAAGAUGUCGGCCUACUGCGGGAAGUAUAGCGAUGAACUCAUCAAGAAUGCUGCUUACAUCGGCACCCCAGGCAAGGGAAUCCUCGCAGCUGAUGAGUCCACUGGCACAAUUGGCAAGCGCCUAUCCAGCAUCAAUGUUGAGAAUGUCGAGGAGAACCGCCGUGCCCUCCGAGAGCUCCUCUUCUGCGCCCCUGGUGCUCUCCAAUACCUCAGUGGUGUUAUCCUCUUUGAAGAGACCCUUUACCAGAAGACUAAAGAUGGAAAGCCAUUCGUUGAAGUCCUGAAUGAGGGUGGAGUCCUUCCUGGUAUCAAGGUGGACAAGGGCACCAUCGAACUCGCCGGCACUAAUGGUGAAACUACCACUCAGGGCCAUGAUGACCUUGCCAAGCGCUGCAAGAAAUACUAUGAGGCAGGUGCGCGCUUCGCCAAGUGGCGUGCUGUCCUCAAGAUUGGUCCGACGGAGCCGUCUCAGCUGGCGAUCGAUUUAAAUGCUCAGGGAUUGGCCCGGUAUGCUAUCAUCUGCCAGGAGAAUGGCCUGGUCCCCAUUGUAGAGCCUGAGAUCCUUGUCGAUGGGCCACACUGCAUCAAGAAGUGUGCUGAUGUGACAGAGAGGGUGCUUGCUGCUUGCUACAAGGCACUCAACGACCACCAUGUUCUUUUGGAAGGGACUCUCCUCAAGCCAAACAUGGUAACCCCAGGGUCAGAAUCAGCAAAGGUGGCACCAGAGGUGGUGGCUGAGUACACCGUACGGGCUCUCCAGAGGACGGUCCCAGCUGCGGUGCCCGCCAUUGUCUUCCUCUCUGGGGGGCAGAGUGAGGAGGAGGCAACCUUGAACCUAAAUGCUAUGAACAAGCUGGAGGGUAAGAAGCCCUGGUCGCUUUCAUUCUCCUUCGGCCGUGCACUGCAGCAAAGCACGCUAAAGUCUUGGGCUGGCAAGGAGGAGAAUGUUGAGAAGGCAAGGGCUGCUUUUCUGGCAAGGUGCAAGGCAAACUCGGAGGCAACACUUGGGACAUACAAGGGAGAUGCAGCUGGUGGAGAAGGUGUCUCUGAGAGCCUCCAUGUGAAGGACUACAAGUACUGAUCUUGCUUUGCUCAACCACCCCAUCUUUUUUGGUUAAUGAGUGCUAAGAAACAAGAGGGAGAUGAGAAUGUUUGGAUUUUCCAGGGAUUUGGAUACCCUCUUUAGAAGAUGUUUUUAAUAAUUUGGGAGGGCAUCUGCUGCCUUCAGAGUACUUGGGUGUUUGUGAUACCUCAGUGGCCAUCAUUUCUUUUUGGCUUUGUUAAUUUGUUUUGUUGCUCGAUUGAUUUCUUUUGAUGGAAUUCGACUUUCAAUGAUUGCUUGAUGGA
This is a messenger RNA of Elaeis guineensis (African oil palm), 1642 nucleotides long. RefSeq names its product fructose-bisphosphate aldolase 1, cytoplasmic. NCBI's taxonomy places the organism in Eukaryota, Viridiplantae, Streptophyta, Magnoliopsida, Arecales, Arecaceae. Gene Ontology annotation, biological process: glycolytic process. The record is from RefSeq and is a predicted model, not a curated record. Gene Ontology annotation, molecular function: fructose-bisphosphate aldolase activity.